AUGGAGCUGGGCGCCGACGGCUUUGAGCAGAAGCUGCCCCUGCUGGAGGAGCUCAUUUUGGGUGCCGACUUUCUGGGUUUGGACAUAGAAUUUACAGGCUUGAGGUCCAUCUUUCCGAAAGGCCAGCAAACAAGUCUCUUUGACUCACCAGCAGAGUGGUAUCUAAAGACCAAGCGAAGCAUUCAGCAGUUUACAGUGUGUCAAAUUGGAUUAUCAAUGUUUUCAAGUAUGGGAAAAAAGUCAAACAAGUAUAUAGCUCAUUCAUAUAACUUCUUCCUCUUCCCUACCACACUUGGAAUUAUGGAUUCAGAGUUCUCCUUCCAGGCCUCUAGUAUUCUAUUUUUGAAUCAAUAUGGUUUCGAUUAUAAUAAGUUCCUCAAAAAUGGGAUCCCAUAUAUGAAUGAAGAACAGGAGAAGAAAAUUAAGCAAGACCUUCUAGCAGGGAAUUGGAAAGUUCGUAGUACAUUAGACAAAGACCAAAUGAAGGUGGUGAUUGAUGAGGUAACUCGCUGGUUGGAGAUGGCCCAAGAAGGAGAUUGGAUGACUCUUCCUGAUAUAACUGGGUUCCAGGCUUUUGAGGUUCAGUUGGUACUGAGGCAGGCUCUCCCCACGGUUUGGACCCUGAUAAAAGACAAAGGGGUGCUAGUAAAGAAAGUGAGCAGGCAGUACCGUUGGUGUCUAGAGAACUCCUCUCAUGACCAUGAUGACUGCAGGAGGGAGAAGAUUCUCCUCUCGGCUCGGGGUUUUGCUGUCUUUUUCCAGAUGCUGGUAAAAGCCAAAAAGCCUUUGGUGGGACAUAACAUGAUGAUGGACCUUCUGCACCUUCAUGAAAAGUUCUACAGACCCCUCCCAGAAUCCUAUGAGCAGUUUAAGCUGAACAUCCAUGGCUUGUUUCCUGUCCUCAUAGAUACCAAGAAUGUGACAAAAGAGAUUUGGAAGGAACUAAGUUUCCCGAGAGCUUCAAAUCUUUUGGAAGUUUAUGAAGUCCUAAACAGUGACCUAAAUCCUACCAAGAAUUCUUGUCCAGUGAUCAUCCAUGCAAGCGAGUGUAUCAAAUAUGUUGAGACCAAAUACCCUCAUGAAGCAGCUUAUGACGCCUUUCUUUGUGGAUCAGUUCUCUUGAAGGUGGCACACUUACUACUAUAUAGAUCAAGUGGACUAGAGCCCACGUUCCCUCAGUAUCUUGAUGUGCUGGCUCCCUAUGUGAACCAGGUGAACCUUAUCCGCGCAUAUAUCUCUAAAAUUAAUUUCUCUGGCCCAGAUUCCCCCAGGAACCGGCCACCCACCCUCAUCCUCAAAGUCAAGAGGUGGCCUGGGGUAGAUGAAGAGCAGGUCUAUUAUGAAUUCAAAGACCUCUGCAAAUUCGACGUCCGGCGAUUCACCCACAACCAGUUUCUGCUUAUGACCAACAAGUUCAAGGAUGUCCGGAUUGUGUUGCAAGAAUACAGGUAUCACCCUGACCUGCAAGUGACCCUGUACCGAUACUGGAGGCAUUCACCUAAUAUCAACUGCCUACUACAAAUCUGUGGUGUUGUUACUGCUUGGGCCUUUCUGGCUUUUAUGCUUGGAGGAUCUCCAUCGCGCAUACAGUGAAGUCUUCAGGAACUGUUACCCCAUCUCAGCUUUGCCCUUGGAAGGCCAUUCUGCAUGACUUGGCUCUUAAGAGUAUUGUAAGAUGGGCUUGUGAAAUCUUUACUAGGUUUCUUUUCCUACCCCACAUCUU
Messenger RNA from Trichosurus vulpecula (common brushtail), 1723 nucleotides. It is a transcript of the gene PNLDC1, whose product is annotated as PARN like, ribonuclease domain containing 1. Gene Ontology annotation, cellular component: endoplasmic reticulum; cytoplasm. The transcript has 19 exons. Gene Ontology annotation, biological process: nuclear-transcribed mRNA poly(A) tail shortening. Lineage: Eukaryota; Metazoa; Chordata; Mammalia; Diprotodontia; Phalangeridae. Gene Ontology annotation, molecular function: RNA binding; poly(A)-specific ribonuclease activity. The record is from RefSeq and is a predicted model, not a curated record. Bases 1 to 1593 code for a protein of 530 amino acids.